CACGAUAACGAGAUUUCCAGACCUUCUGAUUCGCUAAGAGGUUUGCCAAAACUAAGAGGUGACAUCUGAAUGGACCAGUGCCAGCGCGGUUUGGGGUUGGAUCACGGCGCUCUCCACAUCUCGUUUGGAGCUGUAUCUAGAAGAUGAAUGCUAACUUUUGCCAUCUUUCAGCUCCUUGACUUCUGAUACCCCUCCUUCGGUUUUCAUUUCCUCGUUUUGCUUGCUCACUCUAUACUGUGAUUGUGACGAGGCAAGAUCAUGGCGCCCGGACUUAUCGACACAGAAUCAGCGCCUGCAGCGCCUGCAGAUGCGCUGCGUCAGCUCAACGAGGUCACAGCUAACUUUGACGACACGCUGAGGUUCUAUCUGAACGGCACAAAGGUCACACUUGACAAUGCGGACCCAGAAGUCACAGUGUUGGAGUACCUGAGAGGUAUUGGCCUUACUGGAACGAAGUUAGGGUGUGCAGAAGGAGGAUGUGGCGCUUGCACAGUGGUCGUUUCACAGCUCAACCCCACAACAAACAAGAUAUACCACGCUUCCGUCAAUGCGUGUCUGGCACCGCUGGUCAGUGUAGACGGCAAGCACGUCAUAACAGUCGAGGGGAUAGGCAACGUCAAGAGACCGCAUCCAGCACAAGAGAGAAUAGCAAAGGGAAAUGGCAGCCAGUGUGGUUUCUGCACUCCCGGAAUUGUCAUGAGCUUGUAUGCUCUCCUCCGUAACACCGAUGCGCCCACCGAACACGACGUCGAAGAAGCCUUCGACGGCAACCUGUGCAGAUGUACAGGCUACAGGCCGAUUCUGGAUGCCGCACAAAGCUUCAGUGUCAAGACUGGUUGUGGCAAGGCAAAGGCAAACGGCGGAGGUGGAUGCUGUAUGGAAAAGAAUGGCGCAAAGGAAGCCAACGGCGGUGGAUGCUGCAAGACUGAAGGCGCAAAUGGCGAUGACCAACCCAUUAAGCGCUUCACGCCUCCAGGUUUCAUCGAGUACAAGCCAGAUACCGAGUUGAUCUUCCCGCCACAACUUCACAAGCAUGAGUUCAGACCGCUGGCUUUUGGCAACAAGAAGAAGAGGUGGUACAGACCCACAACGUUGCAGCAGUUGCUUGAGAUCAAGAACGCCCAUCCUUCUGCAAAGCUCAUCGGAGGAUCUACAGAGACGCAAAUCGAGAUCAAGUUCAAGGGUAUGAACUACAGUGCUUCCGUCUUUGUCGGCGACAUUCCUGAGCUGCGUCAGUUCAGCUUCAAGGACGAUCACUUGGAGAUUGGCGGAAACGUCGUGCUCACAGAUCUUGAGCGGAUAUGUGAAGACGCUAUGGAACACUACGGAAAAGACAGGGGCCAGCCAUUCGCCACGAUCUUGAAACAGAUCCGUUACUUCGCCGGACGACAGAUCAGGAAUGUGGGCACCCCUGCAGGCAACCUUGCAACAGCCAGUCCUAUCUCGGAUCUCAACCCUGUCUUUGUUGCUCUCAAUGCGACGUUGGUAGCUAAGAGUCUAAAGGAGACGACAGAGAUUCCGAUGUCGACAUUCUUCAAGGGGUAUAGGCAGACUGCUCUGGCUCCCGACGCGAUCAUCGCGGCUCUCAGGAUCCCUGUGGCGAAGGAGAAGGGUGAAUACAUCCGUGCAUACAAGCAAUCAAAGCGGAAGGACGAUGACAUUGCUAUUGUCAACGCAGCUUUAAGGGUGGUGCUUGACGAUGAGCACACUGUCACGGAUGUCAGCCUCGUCUAUGGUGGCAUGGCACCAACAACAAUCGUCGCAAAAAAGGCAACAGAAUUCCUGCAAGAUAGGAAAUUCUCAGAUCUUCAAACCUUGGAGGGGGUCAUGGCUAAACUUGAGGAGGAUUUCGACUUGCGAUUUGGUGUGCCCGGUGGCAUGGCAACAUACAGGAAGACGCUUGCCCUGGGCUUCUUUUACAAAUUCUACCACGAAGUGCUCGCUGGUCUGAACGCUGAAGAGGCUGAGGUCGACACACAGGCAAUUGGCGAAAUUGAGCGAGACAUCAGCAGCGGCUGGAAAGAUGGCAAGGCGGCUGAGGCAUACAAGCAGAGCGAAGUUGGACAAUCAAAGAACCACGUCGCUGCUAUGCAACAGACAACGGGCGAAGCCCAGUAUACCGACGACAUUCCUCUUCAGCGGAAUGAGCUGUACGGCUGCAUGGUUCUGUCAACAAAGGCUCAUGCCAAGCUAGUCAGUGUGGACGCGGAGGCAGCACUAGACCUACCAGGUGUUGCUGCUUACGUAGAUCACAAAGAUCUAGCAACACCAGAAUCGAACUGGUGGGGAGCGCCUUCUUGCGACGAAGUCUUCUUUGCCGUUGAUGAAGUGUUCUCUGCAGGCCAACCUAUUGGUAUGAUUCUUGCGGACACACCAAAACAUGCGGAACAAGCAGCUAGGGCCGUCAAGAUCGAAUACGAGGAGCUACCAGCAAUUUUCACGAUCGAGGAGGCUAUUCAACAAGAUUCUUUCUUCCAACACUUCCGUCACAUCCAGAAGGGAGACACAGAGAAGGCUUUCAAGGAAGCUGAUCACGUCUUCACUGGAACAGCACGCAUGGGGGGGCAGGAACACUUCUACCUGGAGACCCAAGCAUGUGUGGCAGUGCCAAAGCCUGAGUUUGGCGAGAUGGAAAUCUUCAGCGGCACUCAGAACCCGGCAGAAACACAGGCAUACGUAGCAAAGGUCCUCGGUGUCUCUGCUAACAAGAUCAAUGCCCGUGUCAAGCGUAUGGGUGGUGGUUUUGGUGGUAAAGAGACACGAUCGGUCCAGCUCGCCGCCAUUGUAGCGGUCGCAGCCAACAAGGUCCGCAGACCGGUUCGUUGCAUGCUCAACCGAGACGAAGACAUUAUGACAUCUGGGCAACGUCAUCCUUUCCUUGCUCGCUGGAAGGUUGCCGUGAAUAAAGACGGAAAGCUACAAGCACUCGACGCGGAUGUUUUCAACAACGGCGGCUGGAGCCAAGAUCUUUCCGGUGCUGUUGUUGAGCGUGCUCUCUCCCACAUCGACGGUGUCUACUCCAUCCCCAAUGUCCAUGUUCGUGGCAGAGUAGCAAAGACAAACACCGUCUCUAACACUGCCUUCCGCGGCUUUGGUGGGCCACAGGGUAUGUUUAUCUGCGAGACUUUCAUGGAAGAGAUUGCAGACCACCUCAACAUCCCUGCUGAGAAGCUGCGCGAGAUCAACAUGUAUUCGCCUGAGGGGAACAUGAUCACACAUUUCAACCAAGAAAUCAAGGACUGGUAUGUGCCGCUCAUGUACAAGCAGGUCCAGGAAGAGUCGGAAUAUUCUCGCAGGCGUGCAGAGAUUGAAGAGUACAACAAGACUCAUAAGUGGAACAAACGUGGCCUCGCGAUCAUUCCAACAAAGUUCGGUAUCUCCUUCACAGCAUUGUUCCUCAACCAAGCUGGUGCACUUGUGCACAUCUACCAUGAUGGCUCGAUUCUCGUUGCCCACGGUGGAACUGAGAUGGGCCAAGGUUUGCACACCAAGAUGACACAGAUUGCAGCCGAAGCGCUUCAGGUGCCACUCGAAAGCGUUUUCAUCAGUGAUACAGCAACAAACACAGUCGCAAACUCGUCCUCCACCGCUGCAUCUGCCUCGUCGGAUCUGAAUGGUUACGCCAUCUACAAUGCCUGCGAGCAGCUCAACGAGCGCCUGAAGCCGUAUCGCGAGAAGCUCGGCCCCGGCGCCUCAAUGAAAGACCUCGCGCAUAUGGCUUACUUCGAUCGUUGCAACCUUAGCGCCCAGGGCUUCUACAAGACGCCUGACAUUGGCUAUGUCUGGGGUGCCAACACGGGGCAGAUGUUUUUCUACUUCACACAGGGCGUUUCUGCCGCUGAGGUCGAGAUCGACACGUUGACAGGCGAUUGGACGGUACGACGCGCAGACAUCAAGAUGGAUGUUGGCAGGAGUAUCAACCCUGCGAUUGACUACGGUCAAAUCGAGGGCGCCUUCGUACAAGGCCAGGGUCUGUUUACAACGGAGGAGAGUCUGUGGCAGAGGAGCACGGGAGGCAUUUUCACAAAGGGCCCGGGCAACUACAAGAUUCCUGGCUUCAGAGAUAUUCCGCAGGUGUUCAAUGUUAGCCUGCUGAAGGAUGUGCAGUGGGAGAACCUGCGUACUAUUCAGCGGUCGAGGGGUAUCGGUGAACCACCCCUAUUCAUGGGAAGCUGUGUCUUCUUCGCAAUCCGUGAUGCCCUGAAGGCAGCGAGGAAGGAGUUCGGCGAGACGAGCGUGCUGCAUCUACAGAGUCCUGCGACGCCGGAAAGGAUUCGCAUCUCUUGUGCGGAUCCAAUCCUGAAGAGGGCUUGGGUUGAGCCAAAGGAAGGUGAAAAGAGCUUCUUCAUCAGCAUCUAAAUUGAGGAUGCAAGGCGUCAGUGUCAGUCUAUGUAUGUCUAGCAAAUGAGUAUGCAAGUCAAAUCAUUCUUAAGAACACAGUUUGCAUCUCUUCCAGUGCUCAGUUCACAUUAUGCUGAGUUGAGAUAUUCCUUCGCGGUGCGCGAUAUGUUCAUGGUGUUGAGGUGUGAAUGGUUCCUAACGCCUCGCUUAUCGUAAGAUCGAUCGAAGCCGUCGUCGAUCUAACUACAUCUGAACAAUCUUUUAGCAUGACAUCACUGUCUGUCGCGAAGCGCUCAGAGCUUGACGCGUACC
Messenger RNA from Boeremia exigua, 4653 nucleotides. Its product is annotated as xanthine dehydrogenase/oxidase. Gene Ontology annotation, molecular function: iron ion binding; molybdopterin cofactor binding; xanthine dehydrogenase activity. The coding region runs from base 259 to 4359 and encodes 1366 amino acids. The transcript is spliced from 4 exons. The record is from RefSeq and is a predicted model, not a curated record. NCBI's taxonomy places the organism in Eukaryota, Fungi, Ascomycota, Dothideomycetes, Pleosporales, Didymellaceae.